This is a messenger RNA of Orbicella faveolata, 2883 nucleotides long. Its product is annotated as cytochrome P450 1A1-like. The record is from RefSeq and is a predicted model, not a curated record. Gene Ontology annotation, biological process: progesterone metabolic process; hormone biosynthetic process. NCBI's taxonomy places the organism in Eukaryota, Metazoa, Cnidaria, Anthozoa, Scleractinia, Merulinidae. Gene Ontology annotation, molecular function: steroid 17-alpha-monooxygenase activity; iron ion binding; heme binding.
UAGAGAGGUACUAUGAGAGUAAAGUGUCUUGCCCAAGAACACAACACAAUGUCCCCCGGCCAGGGCUCGAACACGGACCGCUCAAUUCCGGAGGAUGGCUGGAUAUUGGUCUCGCUCCAGAAACAGCCAAAAAAGGAAUUUGAACAAUAUCAGCUACUAUCUACCCAUCUUUGACCUCAUAUUUCCUCAACAAACGAAACUGAAACUGAGCUUCGGAUUAGCGAGUUGACAAUAAACAUGCUAAAGUUCCGCAACGCAUGCACAUGACUCCGCAAUCUAUAAAGGCUUCCACUUUCAUCCUGAAGUGUAAACAGAUGCUCCUUCUCAGGUAUCUUGCUUGAUAACUUUUAAGCCCAAGUGAAUGACUCAGAGUGCUCGAAACAAUGAUUAUUGAAGUCAUUGCCUCGUUACUCUUUGUUUUAACUGUGUAUGUCGUGAGCACUCUUUGGGAGAAUAGAAAUCUUCCUCCGGGUCCAUUUCCAUUACCUGUACUUGGAAAUCUGCUAUCAGUUGGAUUCAAACAGCCUUAUCGUGAUCUUGCAAACAUGACAAAAAAGUACGGCAAGUUAUUUCGGAUCCAAAUGGGAAGCAGAAAAGUGAUUGUUAUUAACAGCUAUGACAUCGCGAGAGAGGCACUUGUGGCAAAGGCAGAGGAUUUUGCUGGUCGACCUCAUCAUUUCUUCGGGAGUAUCUUUGGACGAAACUCUACUGACCUCGCUUUUCAAACAUUCUCUCAGAGAUGGAUAACACAGCACAAAAUAGCUUUAACAGCUUUGCGCUUAGCUGAAGACAAGGCAAAUGUUGCUUCACAUGUGAACGAGUUGUGUGAUAAAUUUCAUUCUACUAAAGGAAACCCAUUUUGCCCGCAGGAUCUCGUUUUCAGGUCUUGUGGUAACUGUCAGUCGUCUCUGGUUUUUGGACAUGAAAACAAACUCGAUGAUUGGGAAGUAGACGCGCUCAUAAAGGCUGGUCAAAUCCUUGCCAAAUCCAUCGCAGCAGCUAAUCUCAUCGACACAUUCCCAAUUUUGAAGUACUUUCCAUUUGAGGCAAUUAAGAAAGCGAGACGUGCAGGGGAAGUUCGGGAUGAAAUUUUCAAGAGGAAGUUUGAAGAACACGUGUCGACAUUUCAGAGUGAUAACAUGAGAGAUCUAAUUGAUGCCAUGUUGAAGGGUUUCCGAGAAAACAGUGGCGGCUUACUCACAGAGGAACAUCUAAUAUCAAGCGCCUCUGACGUUUUCUUUCCUGGCACUGAAACUCCGUCCGUUGUGAUCAUCUGGUUGAUAUUUUACGCCAUCAAAUACCCGGAUGUACAGGCCAGGCUCCACAGUCAGCUAGAUGAUGUCAUCGGCAAUACGAACCGACUGCCACAGUUAUCUGACAAACGCAACUUACCAUAUUUGGAUGCAUUCAUUGGUGAAGUCAUGCGUGUUGUCAGUGAAACUCCAUUGGCGGCUCCUCACUCAACCACGCGAGAAACGUCCCUUGCUGGUUUCCUGAUCCCGCGGGAUACGACGGUCUUCAUCAAUCUCUGGGCCAUUCAUCACGAUUCUGAUCGUUGGGAAGAUCCAUUUUGCUUUCGGCCAGAGCGGUUCUUGGACGAACAAGGUCGACUGCGUUUGGAGGGUAUUAUGCCAUUUUCAUCGGGAAAGCGCUCGUGUCCGGGAGAGUCUUUUGCCAGGAGAACAGUUUUCUUGUACGCUGCGCGAUUGCUGUACGGAUUUCAAUUUGAGAGUCCACCUGGUGCGAUACUGCCUGACGAGGAUGACAGUGAGUAUGGAAUCUUGCUUGAGUGCAAGCCUUUUGAGGUCUGUGCGGUGGCUAGACGAAAUGGGAAUCAACCAAUCCACAAAAAGGAACCUUGAACGGCUGGUGGACGGGCUGAAAUUAACUGAUGAAUUCGUGCCGCCUCUUGUCAUUCAAAUAGCUCACUCACUAACCCUCUUCGCUCCUGUGAGUGGAGCAUUGGGAUAGAAAUAGCAAGUACCUAAUUUAAGUGAAAAAGUUUAUUUUUGGAGGCCUUAAUUAACCAUAGCAGGACGAUGUUAAGAGCCGAGGGUUGAAUCCAUUCUGUACCUGAUUCUUUGUCUUUAAAUAGAUAGAAUGAAUAAACAAAGUAUUAUAAAUAAAGCUCUUAAAAUGAAGUAAUUAUCUGACGUACAUACAAAUCGACCUGAAAUAUUGCAGUUUUUCACGUUAAGAACAAAGUAAUUGAAUGAAAAAAUAACUUAUGGAUCAGGAAAAUCUGUAAUUCUGAAGUCUUUCUUUCAACUUACACUAGAAUAAGUCACUUGAGAUCGUUAAUGAUGAAAUUAAUUUCUAAUGGGUGCUUACAAAGCAAACAAGUGAUUCCAUGUGAUUUGCAGAUUUGUCUCGAUGUUGAGGGAAAAAAAUCAUUCUGAGAACCCGUUCCUUAGCAGGCCCACCGUUGAGUCACACGCGCGAGCGUUGAAGAGCGAAACGAUCCGGCGGGAAGGAGGACCUAGGUAGGGCCAAAAAAAAACGGCCAGCCGAGCAAUUGGGGUAUUGGGCUAAUCGGUUUUACCAAGUCCAAGAAUCAUGUGUUUCCAGAGCCACUUUUUUCUCUUUCUCCACCGAGGCCACAAGGCAUCGCCGCCUGCGAGCCGGGUGGCUCUGGGAACAACAGUGGAACCGCGGGCGAGGGUCGCGCACGCACGUAUUGCGCGCGCGAUUCGUAAGUUACCAAGACAAACAAACAAAAGACUCGAUCGGAAAGACGACAACGCUGAGGAGUGACUGGAAGAGAAACAAACCAAUUUUCCGUAAGAAAUGCAAGCUGUAUGAUCUAACACCUUUUCUAAGUGCCAAUAACAGCGUGAUACGUAUGUCUCUGGACUUCUACGCGAAGUAAGUUGUUUCACAAGA